This is a messenger RNA of Aspergillus mulundensis, 1566 nucleotides long. RefSeq names its product cytochrome P450. The transcript is spliced from 2 exons. The record is from RefSeq and is a predicted model, not a curated record. Gene Ontology annotation, molecular function: heme binding; oxidoreductase activity, acting on paired donors, with incorporation or reduction of molecular oxygen; iron ion binding. NCBI's taxonomy places the organism in Eukaryota, Fungi, Ascomycota, Eurotiomycetes, Eurotiales, Aspergillaceae. Bases 1 to 1566 code for a protein of 521 amino acids.
AUGACUCUCUGGUCGGGAGCAGGUACAACAGACAUCUUACUCUCACUGCUCUGGACGGCCAUAGCAUACACCGCACUCAAACCCCUCUACAACAUAACCCUGCACCCUCUUUCCUCCUUCCCAGGCCCCCGAACCUGGGCCGCAAGCUACGCCCCACGCUUCAUCGCCAGCAUCACCGGAAACCUCGAGCUCUCCAUAAAACAGCUGCACGAGACCUACGGGCCCGUAGUCCGGUACUCCCCCUCGGAGCUUUCCUUCACCUCGCCAACAGCAUGGAAAGAUAUAUACGGCUUCGGCGACAACGCGCCCAUCAAAGACCCCAGCUUCUACAGCCUGAUCCAUCUCUCACGCGAUAAAAGCAAUAGCAUCUUCACCGCGGGUAACGAUGAUCAUCCGCGCGUGCGCAAGGCUCUCAGCUAUGCAUUCUCGGAGCGCGCACUGAGAGAGCAGGAGGGGAUUGUGAAGGGGUAUGUGGAUCUGCUGGUCCAGAGGCUGCGGAGGCUCGCCGGCUCUUCUUGUUCUUCAGCCGACAAGGACCAAGGGUUGGCAAGAGUCGAUCUUGUCGAGUGGUACAAUUUCACGACCUUCGACAUCAUCGGCGACCUGGCGAUCGGGCAAUCCUUCAACUGCCUCCUCGGGAGCAAGUACCACGAGUGGGUCCACGGGUUCAUGAGCACGAUCAAACUCGGCGCGUAUGUGCGGGCGAUGGCCGUGUGUACGCAUGAUGCGUUCCCGCAGCUGCUAAGGCUGCUCGCGCCCCGACGCCUCACGGAAGCCCGCCGCAGGCAUCUCGAAUUCGUCGGACGCAGCACAGAAGAGCGGCUGGCGAAGGGCCUGGAGUACGAGAAGCCGGAUUUCAUCAGCUGCCUGCUCAAGGGCAACGGCAGGGUCAAAGGCGAGCACGCGCCCCUCAGCGCAGGCGAGGUCGAAGCAAAUACCAACUUCCUCUUGCUCGCUGGGACCGAGACCACGGCGACUGCCCUCUCCGGGACAACGUACUACCUGUUGAAAAAUAGGGAUGCAUUGCGGAAGGCAACGGCCGAGGUGCGUGGUGCCUUUGGGCGGGAAGACGAGAUCUCGUUCGUCGCGGCUGCAGAGCGCCUGCCGUAUGUGCAGGCUUGCAUCGCGGAGGGUCUGCGCAUCUACCCACCGGGCCCGAUUGCGCCGCCGCGCAGGACGCGCAAGGGCACUGUGACGCUCAUAGCGGGACAUGCGGUGCCGGGGGAUGUGUCGGUCGGCGUGCAUGCGUGGUCAGCAUCGCAUAGUGCGGAGAACUUUUAUCAGGGAGGCGAGUUCCUGCCUGAGCGGUGGUUGGGGGAGGGUGAGGGUGAGGGCCCAUUCAGUGCAGACCAGGCUGCGGCCUCGCAGCCAUUCAGCUAUGGGCCGCGAAACUGCCUCGGCAAGCCAUUUGCGUAUAAUGAGAUGCGGGUGAUCCUGGCUAGGGUGCUGUGGAAUUUUGAUCUGGAGUUGGCGCCGGAGAGUGAGGGAUGGGAGAGGCAGAAGGUGUAUACGCUGUGGGAUAAGGGGCCGUUGAUGGUGCGACUGCGUGUCCGGGCUGAUAAGUAG